AUGACGGUGGGGCGGGCGCGGUCCCCCCGCCUCUCAGCAGUGCCAGAGGGGGGCCGGAGUGCCCGGGGAACCCGAGGGGCCGCGCCGCCACCGGCGCUCGGCGCUGCGGGCGGUCGGGCGGCGGCAGACGGGCGCAUCAUCGCGGACCGCAACGACGGCGGCGCCCCGGAGCCCCCCCGGCGGCUCCGCCCCGGCCUCUCGCAGGCGCUGGCGGGCGCGGGCGGCGGCGGGAGCGGCGGCGGGGCGGCGGCGGGCGGAGAGGCGGCGGGAGGGCUGAGCGCCGCCUUCAGCGGGCCGCGCAUCGCCUUCUACGUGGGGCUGAAGAGCCCCCACGAGGGCUAUGAGGUCCUCAAGUUCGACGACGUGGUGACCAACCUGGGCAACCACUACGACCCGGCCAGCGGCAAGUUCACCUGCCAGGUGCGCGGCAUCUACUUCUUCACCUACCACAUCCUCAUGCGCGGCGGCGACGGCACCAGCAUGUGGGCUGACCUCUGCAAGAACGGCCAGGUGCGGGCCAGUGCCAUCGCCCAGGAUGCGGACCAGAACUAUGACUAUGCCAGCAACAGCGUGGUGCUGCACCUGGACUCCGGCGACGAAGUGUACGUCAAGCUGGAUGGAGGCAAAGCACACGGAGGCAACAACAAUAAGUACAGCACUUUCUCUGGCUUUCUUUUAUACCCCGAUUAACACACAACAAGCAACAUGACACAACUGGCCCUGCCACUGAUGCUUGUGGGGCUGUUUGGCAUUUCCAUAUCCCAUCGUGCUGCUGUUCUGCUGGUAUCCACUGUCUCCACAGGUCACUUUAGCGUCAUUAUCAGUUUGUAUGUCUUUAUUUUUACUCCUGUGGAAAUGAAAUAGAAGUGAAACAAAGCAAUCCUCUUCUUUACUCUCCCGCAUUUCUUCUGACUGCUCUCUCCCUUUGUCAGCCUGCGUGUUUUGUGUGUCACACGAGGAACUCGGCAGCUUGAAACUCUCAAGUGGUUCUUGGAGGGUUUAAAAGAGCCCAGAGUUCAGACUGUGCCACAUACGGAAUUUGAACCAGUCACAUUUUUUCAUCAAAAAAGUAUUAAUUACAAUGAUGAAUUUUCAGAUCGACUAUUGCAAAGUGGGACUGGGCCAUAACUGUUCUUUCCUCUGCUGCUUUGUAUGGGGUCAAGUGUAAACUUUUAUUUCUGUGCUAUGCAAUGCUCAUGUGAAUGAUGGUGUCAUUAACGUCAAACCUGUUUCUGUCUGCAAAAGAAUUUGGUCGCUGACCACAGUCACCAAAAUAUCACAUUAAAUUAUGUUUUUAGACAAUGCCUUUUUUCUUUCUGUGUCUUCCAGUGCUGCAAAGGAGCACUGUGGUGCUGCCACAGGAGGGUGGGUAGAGGAGGGGGUCACUUUGGUCCCUUAGGUUUGCAGCAAUAUUUAAAGGUUUUUUUUAAAGGAUUGGGCACCUUGCCUAAGUCUUGAUUAUGGUUCAGGGGGGCUGGGAAGAAGCAGAGGGAGAGGAAAAAAAGCUUCACCUUUGCGCAGUUUUGUAAAAAGGAGACACACUGUCAUCAAGAGGUGAAAGUGGGGGUCUGGAGCAGAUUUCCUGAACAGAUUUACUGGGUUUGAACCUGAUCUACAGGUUAACAAAGUACAGGAAAAGCAGUUUAAUCAGUGAUUAUGGAAAGCCGUGUUUCUGUAACAUGCUUGACAAAUGCAAGGAGGCAGCAGGGGAGAGAGUCUGUCUAAACCCUCGCACUUGCAGUGUGUGUAUGGGUUGGGUCUACACGAUGCCUGAGAUGGGCUAGGAGAGAAAGCUUGCUCAAGACUGACGAAUUCCGACCAUUUAGAAAGGUUUUCUUCUGAUGUCCUCAGUAAAUUCCAGCCACUCUGUGUCUUUUUAAGAAUGCACAGAUGUGUAAUUAGUGCGUGUGGUUCUGAGCCUUUGGUGUAGGAGGUGCAUCUUUCAUCAUCACCCCAGUAGGUAACCUCCUUAGUUUGGGUAAAUUGGUGAAGCUAAAACAGUUAAAUUGGUUUACACAAGCACUUAGUUUCAUUUUACUGUCUUGUCAUUUUGUUUUUUCCUUCUGAAGAUCUUACCUCCCUCUCAUUUUUCUGCCCUUUGCAGCUUUAGUGCAGUUUCACAAGUAAGAGAGACAGGAGCUGGACUGAAAACAGCUCUACCAAGGCUGGAGCUUUGCCCCUGCCCUGAUGUUGCAGGAGGAAGGGGAACCCAGUUGGUUGGACUUGGUCCAGCCCCACUUUGGGGCAACCCUGUGAUGACUGAGUUAUUACAAUUGCUUCUCUCUCCUACCUGGUCCUUGGUGGGUAUUUUCUACUCAUUGGCUAGAAGAGGAGGGUCAAAGAGAGAAAGCAAUUCCUUCAUCCUGUCCUCAAACUCUCAAAAAUGUCCUCAAACAAAAAAAUCCCGGUUGAGGGAAGCAGAGUUCAUAACCAGGUACAUGUGUUAGACACUUAUCAAUCUCUAAUGUGUUGUCGAUUUGUACUAUUUAGAAUAUGAUUAAAACCAGUGUCUGAGACCCAAAUGAAGUAUAAUUGCUAUGGAUCCUCAAUUCCCACUGGAUCCGUAAUCCUUUUUGACUAUUCCUCCCCCCUCCUUCAAUGAAAUGGAGCUUAGACACAAAGCCCUUGGUUUAAAUUUCAAAAAAUUAAAAUUGACAUGCAGCAGCAUUAGCAGGAGCCAGGAGGAAUUCUAAGGAGGUGCCUGGGCUGUGCUUUAUCCUUUGCAUUAAGAAGCAAUUUGUACUUCUAACAAAGACCCAACUGUUCCCCCUUGGCAAAAGGGCAAUGAAGAUGCCUUGCAAGGGAAUUGCUGUUCACAAUACUUAAACAAAUUUGAAUCUUAGAUUUUUAAAUCUGUAUUCCCUGGUGGAGCCUGCUCCUCUCAAUUCAAAUGCAGGGCUGGCGGUGUGUGCCUGCCAAGGUGUCAGUAGCUAAGCGGAUGAUGGAUUGAUGAGGCAAUGGGAAGACACAGGCUCACAGUGGCAGUUUGCCCCGACAGUGAUCUAUGUAUCUGCACAUUAUCAAUGUCAUGAGGAGGCUUGAACCACCCUCGCUAGAUGUCUCAUUUUCCACUUACCUCUUAUGUACUAAUUAUCAGGCUGGAUUAUUCCCCAGGACAGAAACAAAAAAAAAAACCCGCUCAUUGCCCCUCCACUGACAGUUUGCACGAUCGAUAGAAUGAACGUCUCCCUCGGCUGCUCAUAGGCUUUUUUGUUUCCUCUCCUCAUUGCAGGGUCUUCCGAGAUUGCCUCUGUGGGGGGUUGAUGGCUCUCACCCAGAAUCUGCAGCAGUGGUGCUUGAACAGGCUCCUCUGUCCCACUCAUCUUGGUAGUAGCUCAGUGUGUGGGUUGUGAUUUUUUCUGAAGUAACACAGGGAAAAGCAAUUGGGAGAUGAAAAACUUCAGUGCUCAGUGGUGCAGUCAUCCAGAAAAGCAGAGGCAGCGCUGCAGAUGGGGAUGGUGGUCCCUGUGCUGCUGGUGUCUGUGGGUGAGAGAAGGGUCGUGUACAGCCCAGCAAGCAGCCUGUAGCAGGCUUGUAACCCUCUGGGCUUCAACUGAGUCGUUCUCCCCUUGGCAAUGGUCUGUGGGUUCUACAUGGCACAAAGAGAAGGGGCUAUUUGUAGAGGGGAUACCCUGGUCCCCUGAUCUGAAUCAGAAGAUGAGAAUUAAGGUGUACUUAGAGGCUGACUUCAGCUUUUUCUGGGACCAACUUUCCCAAAUGAUACUGGGAGCUCAAAUGACCAAUAGCCAGUGUCUACUCUGGAGGUCUGAUCCCUUGGAGGUGUUAUUUUACUUGGUGAGUUGAGCAAAUGCUUUUAAGAACUGUUAGGUGAUCAGGUGUGAUGUGAAUAGGGAAUGCCCCCUGAAAGGAGUGGAAUGUUGGAGUCUUAGACAAAAGGUGCUUCUGUUUUGUGCCCAGCUGUGUGUUCAGGUUAAAAUUAUAAUACAGAAGUUAAGAUUUAAAAAAAAAAAAAGGACAGGUGUAUGUGCUGUCAAAGUAACUUA
Molecule: messenger RNA, 4004 nt
Organism: Corapipo altera (White-ruffed manakin)
Lineage: Eukaryota; Metazoa; Chordata; Aves; Passeriformes; Pipridae
Gene: C1QL2
Product: complement C1q like 2
Exons: 4
Coding region: 1-690 (229 amino acids)
Molecular function (GO): protein binding
Source: RefSeq, a predicted model, not a curated record